This is a messenger RNA of Penicillium subrubescens, 1080 nucleotides long. RefSeq names its product glycosyl hydrolase. The record is from RefSeq and is a predicted model, not a curated record. Gene Ontology annotation, molecular function: sucrose alpha-glucosidase activity. The transcript is spliced from 2 exons. Bases 1 to 1080 code for a protein of 359 amino acids. NCBI's taxonomy places the organism in Eukaryota, Fungi, Ascomycota, Eurotiomycetes, Eurotiales, Aspergillaceae. Gene Ontology annotation, biological process: sucrose catabolic process.
AUGAGCAAGACCUUGGGGAUGGACCCAAAGAACUUUAUGUUCGGUAUUAUCUCAGGGGGUAUUAGGGAUGUUACUCCCACAAGUUUCCUCUACAGCAUUGACCCGAAGAACCUGAGUGAGUGGAAGUACAUCGGCCCUCUCGCGAACUUCGGCCUGAAUCUCCGACCGUCUAGGUGGUCUGGUGAUCUGGGCAAGAACUGGGAGGUCACCAACUUCUUGUCGCUGAAUGACGAGAAUGACCCGCGCUCCAGCUAUGACCUCCUCAUCAUGGGCACUGAAGGAUGCCUCCGAGACGGUGUCGAAGAAUCCUUGAGCAGCUCAGGCCCGUCGCGUCCACCCCGUGGCCAGCUUUGGAUGUCUGGCAACCUUCGCAAAGACGAGGCUACUGGCUCUGCUAGUAUUUCAUAUGAGUUUGGAGGUCACCUUGAUCAUGGCUGCCUGUAUGCUGCAAACUCUUUCUUUGAUCCGCGAAGCCAGAAACAGAUUGUCUGGGGUUGGAUCACAGAGGAAGACCUGUGCGAUGAGCUCCGCCAUCAGCAAGGUUGGGGUGGAACCUUGUCAAUGCCCCGACAACUUUACCUGCAAACUCUGCAUAAUGUAAUUGGUUCAUUAGUGUCUGAAUUGCCCUGUAUCACGUCGGUCAGACUCAAGUCUGAGGACGACGGAACUUUGACUAUCCAGACCCUCGCCAGCUACGAGAAGUCAACAGAGAUGACGUUCUUGCCGCAAACCGAAACCUUCGAAAUCCAUCGACCAUCACUUUUCAGGCCAGAUUCAUCUCUAUUGAUCAAUAGCUCGCGUGAAACAGCACCACACACCUUGUUCACAACGAUCGACACCAGUGGAGAAGAGAGCACGGAAACUUUGGACAUUCGUGCGUGGAGGGAUAACUCUGUUCUUGAGGUAUUCGUUAACGGUCGCACCGUGAUCUCCACUCGUCUUUACGUGGCGGAGGAAACAGUCGGUAUGCGAUUCUUCGCAGAAGAAGAUGAAGCUUCGACUACUACGGUGCUACGGACCAGUCACACUGGUUUGACUGAGUUGAAAUUUGCGAAUUUGUGGGAUGGAAUUAAGGUCUAG